Megalops cyprinoides (Indo-Pacific tarpon) is the source of this 3240-nucleotide messenger RNA. It is a transcript of the gene enpp1, whose product is annotated as ectonucleotide pyrophosphatase/phosphodiesterase 1. Gene Ontology annotation, cellular component: cell surface. The transcript is spliced from 23 exons. The record is from RefSeq and is a predicted model, not a curated record. Gene Ontology annotation, molecular function: dinucleotide phosphatase activity; nucleic acid binding; phosphodiesterase I activity. NCBI's taxonomy places the organism in Eukaryota, Metazoa, Chordata, Actinopteri, Elopiformes, Megalopidae. Gene Ontology annotation, biological process: ATP metabolic process; inorganic diphosphate transport; nucleoside triphosphate catabolic process.
GACGGUGCGAAAACAACCAACCAUAGACAUGACCACUGUGUUCCUCGUAAUCGUGAGUAAUUGCAUGUUAUGACAGGAUGUUGGUCCCUCCUUUAACCACUUUACACUGUACAAAUGGAGCGGUAAAUGCGACGUUCAUCACAAACCCUUUGUACUGUGAAAGUGUUCAUAUUUCCUCAUAUGCGGCGACCAUUUAUGAAGCGCACCCCCGAUUCGCCAAGUAGAAAAAGAAGGCGGUUCUCAUUUGAGCCCUACAAAGUCUGAAGGGAAAAAAGAACCUCAAACUUUUUCUGAAAAGUGAGGACCUCAAAAAAGAGUGUAGUAAAUACAAGUGCAGUGAUAUGGAGGGUCAGAACAAGGGCAAGGAAGCUGCCAAAGGCGACGAACAUUCAACGGAGCAAGCCGCAACAUUGCUGGGGUCUUCAGGGGCUGAUAAGCAAAACAAACGUGCAGAUAGUGUGCACAGGAGAAAGUCGAACAAGCGCCGAAUUCUCGUUGGGGUGUUACUGCUGUGUUUGUUGAUAGUAGUACUGGCAGUUGUCUUUGCUUUGAAACAGCGCUCCAGCGCUCCAGAAGAAUAUGGCGUCUGGGUGGAGGACCAAUGCGAAGACAUGGAGACUUCACAGUGUCCAGCUGGUUUCUCCAAACCCCCUGUCAUCUUGGUAUCAAUGGAUGGUUUCCGAGCCGGGUAUUUAAAGGAUCAUGGCAAUUUGCUUCCAGUAAUCAGUAAAUUAAAAAAUUGUGGAACCUCUACUCCUUACAUGCGUCCUGCCUAUCCUACAAAGACCUUCCCUAACCACUACACCAUUGUGACGGGCCUUUAUCCAGAAUCCCAUGGCAUUGUGGACAACAAGAUGUACGACGUCAGACGCAAUGCUUCCUUUACACUUAAAGGGGAAGAAAAGUUCAACCCAGAUUGGUACCAAGGGCAGCCAAUCUGGGUCACAGCCAAGAAGAGUAGACUGAAGUCUGGAACAUUCUUCUGGCCUGGGUCAGACGUAAAGAUUGAGGGGCUGACCCCAGAUAUCUACGAAGUCUAUGACAAGUCUACCACAUUUGAGAAGAGAGUCUCAACCAUACUUGAAUGGCUUGAUAUGAAAGAAGACGAAAGGCCAGAUUUCUACACUCUGUACUUUGAAGAGCCGGACUCUUCUGGUCACAAAUUCGGGCCAGUGAGCAGCCAGGUGAAGGAGGCCUUGCGUAGGGUUGACGAGUUGAUGGGAAAGCUGAUGGAUGGGCUGAAAAAGAGGAAGCUACACAAAUGCGUAAACCUGGUCCUCCUGUCCGAUCACGGAAUGGAGGAGGCUACGUGUGAUAAGGCUGUGUAUGUCUCCAAGUACCAGAGCAACACAAAUGAUUUCACAGUCAUUCCUGGGCCCGCCGCACGCAUUAGGCCGAAGAAGCUUCCCGAAGAGUUUUUCAGUUUCGACUACGAAGGGCUGGUGAAGAACUUGUCGUGCAGAGACCCUGACCAGCCCAUGAGGCCCUUCCUUAAAGAGCAUCUCCCCAAGCGGCUGCACUUCGCCAACAACGUCAGGAUCGAGAGGGGCCAUCUGUACAUGAAGUCGCAGUGGCAGGCGGCACUGACAUCAUCUGACGUCAAGUACUGCAAAGGCGGGUUCCACGGCUCUGACAACGUUUUCAGAAACAUGCAGUCAGUAUUCAUUGGCUAUGGACCAGGCUUCAACUCCAAGAUGGUUGUGCCACCUUUUGAAAAUAUUGAAGUGUACAACCUGUUGUGUGAUUUAUUGGACAUUACUCCUGCCCCCAACAAUGGUACCCAUGGCAGCCUGAACCACAUCCUCAGGAGACCUGUCUACAGCCCGGUGUUCCCCGCCGAACAGUCCCCGCCCUCCCCCUGUGUCGCAGGUGGGCCCUUGGUGACCGACACUCUAGGCUGCGGGUGUAGCUCUCUUUCCAAAGUGCAGGAGGAGGAAAUGAACCGGCAGCUGAGUUCCAGUAAGUAAACGGCAAAGCCACUUCACUCUCCAUACGGAAUUCCAAGAGUCCUACAAAAGAACGCAAACAACUGCAUCUUGUAUCACUCCCAGUACAUCAGCGGGUACAGCAGAGACACACUCAUGCCACUCUGGGUGGCGUACACAAUUCCCCCUCUGAACGGCGUUCCCCCCUUGCGUCCGGAGACCGAGGGCUGUGUCCGCGCCGACGUGCGGAUCCCGGCAACAGCGAGCCAGACCUGCCGCAGAUACAAAAACGACACCUCGCUGUCCUUCGGCUUCCUGCACCCUCCUAAUCUGGGAUCAAGUGACAAGGAGUCAGAAUCAUUAAUAACAAGUAACCUGGCACCAAUGUUUCCUGCCUUCAAAGCUGUUUGGACUCACGUCCAUGACGUGCUUCUGGUGAAGUAUUCACAAGAGCGAAAUGGAGUCAAUGUCAUGAGCGGGCCCGUAUUUGAUCGAAACUACGAUGGCAACUACGACGUGAUGGGCACAGCCAAACAAAACGAGGCCCCUGUUCCUACACACUUCUUUGUGAUCCUGACCAGCUGUAAGAACGCCUCCUUAUCUCCCAAUGAGUGCAAGGGACCUCUGGAGGCCACAUCCUACAUCCUGCCCCACCGGCCAGACACCACAGAGACCUGUGCUAGCGGGUCAGACUUCCAGUGGGUCCCGGAGUGGAUGCAGUUCCAUGUGGCUCGGGUUCGGGACAUUGAACUUCUAACGGGACUAAGCUUCUACCAUGACCGGCUAUCGGUCCCUGAGACAUUACAGCUAAAGACAUUUUUGCAGACUUUCUAAGUUCAUAUUUAUGCGUACACCUCAUAAAGGAAGAUGGUUAGAAAGAAGGACUGUUUUCGCUUGAUGUGGUGCAGAGAAUUUUAUGUUUAUACUAUGAGUUUAUGGUCCGUACAGAGCUGAGCUGAGAGCUCAGAAUGAAGGAAGCUCAAACCAAAGAACUUGCUGCUGCAGAAUAUUUUUCCUCUCGAAAGGAAGAGAGAGCAGUGGAAACGUGUGUCGCCAUAGAAAAUUUAUUUAUAAUACACUGUCCAAAGUGAUUUUUAAUAGAUAGAUGGUUUCAGGAAACCUCAGACAUUUUGAAAAUGUUUGCUACUGAGAUAUGCUCGGUUCCACUUGCCAGUGUUCUUGGGCUUGGCUGCUGGUAAUUUAAGGAUUUGGCUAUAGUUGGAGAUAGUGAGCCUGCACACCCACAAUAAUUAUCAAAAACAGAUUAGAGACAAAAUAGGCUUUUCUUCCUCUGUUCUACAUUAAAAAAUAUAUA